AUGGCAGGGGUAUUCGAAGACCAGGAGAGCUCUACCAAGACAGGCAGUCGGUACAUCGUUCAAAAUGUUCAGGAUGUAGAAGAUCAGCACUUCAACCCGCAGCCGGGUCCAUCGAGCGCUGCCAUCGCCGACGACGGGCAGAUCGUUACCCAGUAUGAACGCCAAAGCUUGAUCCGGGGUCUGGGGCAGCGCCAUAUUCAGAUGAUUGCCAUUGCGGGUGCAAUUGGUACAGGUCUCUUCCUCGGUCUGGGUGGCUCAAUCGCCACCGGUGGUCCGCUGGGUGCCUUGCUAGGUUACCUGUUUAUCGGCCUGGUAGUUUGCAGCAUUCAAUUUGCACUGGGAGAAGUCUCAGCCCUGCUACCAGUCACUGGUUCUUUUGUGCGACACGCGGAGAUUUUGGUUGAUCCCGCGCUGGCAUUUGCGGUCGGCUGGAAUGUUGUUUAUGGAUGCUUUAUCAGCGUUCCGAGUGAGAUCUCCGCCAGCGUGGUCCUUAUUCAGUACUGGACGGAUAUCAAUGCCGCCGUCUGGGUGACUAUCCUCAUAGUGGUGUCUGUGGUUGUUGCCAUCUCGUUUAUCCGCGUCUAUGGCGAGAUCGAAUUCAUUUUCGCCAUUCUCAAGAUCCUGCUGGUGAUUUUCGUGGUCAUUCUGGGACUUGUGAUUGAUCUCGGUGGUGUGCCGGGUGUACCCCGACGGGGCUUCUACUACUGGAAAGACCCCGGCCCGUUCGUUGAGUAUAUUGCUACUGGGUCUUUGGGACGCUUUCUCGGGUUCUGGGCUGUUAUGACCAAUGCAGUCUACUCGUUCGCAGGUGUGGAAUCUUUGGCCAUGGCUGCUGCUGAAACAAAAAACCCGCGACAGAAUAUUCCCAAGGCCUGCAAAAGGGUGUUUGCACGAGUGUCUAUCUUCUACGUCGCCGCUGUCCUGAUUGUUGGCAUGUUGGUCUCCAGCGCCGAUAAACGUCUUGGCUCAGACUCUGGCACUGCGGCUACGAGUCCGUUCGUCAUUGCUGCCGGCGAUGCAGGUAUCAAGGCUAUUCCAUCUGUUGUGAAUGCCGUAUGCUUGACUUCUGCGUGGUCUGCAUCGAACCAGAGUAUUCUGGCGGGAACAAGAACUUUAUAUGGUCUUGCGAUCAAGGGCCAUGCUCCGAAGAUAUUCCUGCGCACUUCCAAGUGGGGAGUGCCGUACAUGUGUGUGCUGCUGCAGGUUGCCUUUUCCUUACUGGCUUACAUGUGUGUUUCCAACAACGCCAUGAAUGUCUUCUGGUGGUUCGUUGACUUGACCGCGGCUGGCACCUUGGUCUCGUGGAUCACCAUCGCUUUGAACCAUAUUCGUCUGUUGCAAGCGUUGGAUAGACAGGGCAUAUCACCAACGGAGUUGCCGUGGCAUAAUCGCAUUACCAGAUACACAAGCUGGUUCGCGUUGGUCUCUUGUGUCCUGAUUCUCCUGACUGGAGGAUUCGAAGUUUUCACGGCAGGAAAUUGGGACCCUGCCUCGUUUGUCUCUUCGUAUCUGGACAUUCCCCUCGUCCUCUUUGCGUACGGAGGCUAUAAGUUGAUCCGCCGGACAGAGAUUCUUCCUCUGAAGAUGGUACCGGUUCAACAAGCGAUAGACGAAGCCAACAAUGACCCAGAUAACGUGCCGAUCAAGAAAGACAGCAUAUUGGCAAAGAUGAAUAUUCUUUGGGGCUGA
Messenger RNA from Penicillium samsonianum, 1689 nucleotides. RefSeq lists its product as uncharacterized. The transcript has 4 exons. Gene Ontology annotation, biological process: amino acid transmembrane transport. The record is from RefSeq and is a predicted model, not a curated record. Bases 1 to 1689 code for a protein of 562 amino acids. Gene Ontology annotation, molecular function: amino acid transmembrane transporter activity. Gene Ontology annotation, cellular component: membrane. Lineage: Eukaryota; Fungi; Ascomycota; Eurotiomycetes; Eurotiales; Aspergillaceae.